This is a messenger RNA of Microthlaspi erraticum, 1479 nucleotides long. The record is from the annotation of a GenBank genome assembly. NCBI's taxonomy places the organism in Eukaryota, Viridiplantae, Streptophyta, Magnoliopsida, Brassicales, Brassicaceae.
AUGGGAGGUUCAUGCAAUCUUAUACUCUGCAACUGCCGUAGUGCUUCAGAGAUCACAGACGACUAUGUGAAGAACAAAAUCGAAAUCUGUAUUCAAAAGUACAUGACUUUGGAAGAAACCAUGAAGUAUCUGCAGGAUAAUCACCAGAUUUGUCACAAGCUCACCCAAACAAUUUGGGAGAAGCUUCAAGAAGAGAGCCCAGAGUUCUUCAAGAUCUACUACUUAAGAUGCAAAGUGGCUCGUCAGACAAAGCAGUUCAACGAGUUGCUUGCCAAGCAAGUAGCUCUGAUGCUUAAAGCGGGAAAUCUUGAUAUUAAUUCACCUGAAAUCGUGAAUCUUCUUUGUCAGUACCCUGAAGUAAUUAGUCUUAUGAAUGAUCAAGCUAGCACAUCUGCUUCCAAGACAGAGACGGUUUCUUCAAGCUUAGCAUUGCCUUAUACAAACGGUCCAUCAGUAACGCAGCUGCAGGUUCAAAGCUUAGCACUGCCUUAUACAAAUGGUCCAACAGACCCGCAGAUGCAGAUUCCAAGCUCAGCAUUGCCUUACACAAAUGGUCCAUCAGACCCGCAGAUGCAGAUUCCAAGCUCAGCAUUGCCUUACACAAAUGGUCCAUCAGUGCCGCAGAUGCAGAUUCCAAGCUUAGCACAGCAUUAUACAAAUGGUCCAUCAGUAACGCAGCUGCAGAUUCCUAAUGAUCAGCAAAACCAACUCCAUCCUAAUCAACAGACUACAUCUAAUGAUCUUCCUUAUGGCUAUGCAGCAACAUAUGCACCAGCAGUUCUUGGCCAAUGGCCUUCCUCAGACGAUACUGCCUAUGAUCUUGGAGCUUCAAACUAUGCACCAGCAGCUGUUGAUCGAUGGCCUUCAUCUAAUGAUCAAACCUAUGGCUAUGGAGCUCAACCCUACACACCAGCAGCUGUAGUAGAUCAAUGGUCUUCAUCUACUGAUGGCUAUGGAGCUCCAACCUUUGCACCAGCAGCUAAUACGCCACAAUACCCCUUGGCUUCUAUACUCGACGGUCUAGGCGAUGUUGGUCAACAUGACCCAAUUAUCCAGGCGGCCAUGGAAAGAGAUUCAUUGUUGCAACUACAGGACCUGUAUGAACAAUACCAACCGCAAAUGCCGCUGCAACAGAACUUCCCAAUAGGAGCACAAGCGCAGCAAAUGCUACAACCUGGAGAAGGAAGCAACGGGCUGCAAAAUGGAGAAAGCUUUGACCAACGGAUGUGUCAUAACUUUGACACAACUCAACCAAUGCGAAUGUGUACAAGCGUUGACCAACGGGCUGAUCAACCUGGAGGAGGAAGCAACGGGCUGCAAAAUGGAGAAAGCUUUGACCAACGGAUGUGUCAUCAUAACUUUGACACAACUCAACCAAUGCGAAUGUGUACAAGCGUUGACCAGCAGCAAGCACGAGGAGUAACAAUGCAUCCUCGUCCUGAUUCUAAAGCUUUGGACACUCCACACAGUGGUAAGUAG